AGUGCGUUGAAAAGUGAGAACCAGAUCCACAACUGCAAGUAGCCGUCGUCGUCGUCGCCGUCGUAAAAGAACGUGAAAAUUAGGCAAAAUUUUCGCGUAAACGCGCAUUAUUGUGGUUAAAACUGUUGAAAUUGGGUGAUUUCAAGUGCGUAAAGUAAAUUGAUACAGUUCCCAGCGUAUUUUAGGCCGUUCCCAAGCAGCUGGGAUCAAUUUUCCCAACCUGGCCUUGUGCUGAGAAAGGAAGAAAAAGCUCGUGGAAGUCGCUUGCUGUGUGCUGUGCCCUGGGGUUUGAUCAUCGAACACGCACACAUUCAUCGGAACGAUUCGUAGAGACAGGAAUUCUACACGCAUACUGGGACGAACGUCACCAUCAAAACAGGCAGAAAAGUGAGAACCAUCGGAGCAGGCCAGAGUAAAUUGGACGAAGACGAAAAAUGGCGUCGAUAGAUUCACAGAUGAAAAACCGAAUGCAAGGUUUUAAAAACAAAGGAAAAGAUCAGGAGGAAAUGCGAAGGCGUCGCAAUGAAGUGACGGUAGAACUUCGCAAAAACAAGCGUGAAGAGACGAUUUUGAAACGGCGAAACGUUCCAGUGACAACGGCUGAAUCGACAGAUGAGGAUGACUACACUUCGCCGGCAAAUCUGAGCAAACUAGUCGAAAAGGCAGGCAACAGCGCCGACAAGAAGGAACAGCUCACAGCAGUUCAGGCAGCCCGUCGUCUGCUUUCGUCGGACCGCAACCCGCCCAUCGAUGCUUUGAUACAGAGUGGAAUUUUGCCCAUCUUGGUAAACUGUCUGCAGAGAGACGACAACCAAUUGUUGCAGUUCGAAGCCGCCUGGGCAUUGACCAAUAUUGCUUCGGGUACUUCCCAGCAAACGAAUCAAGUUGUGCGUGCUGGUGCCGUUCCGCUCUUCCUGCGUCUGCUCGGAUCACCCGCUGCCAAUGUGUGCGAACAGGCCGUUUGGGCUCUCGGUAACAUCAUCGGUGAUGGCCCAUGUCUGCGGGAUUACGUUAUCAAGCUCGGUGUUGUUCAGCCCCUGUUGUCGUUUAUAAAACCGGAAAUACCAAUCAACUUCCUGCGCAAUGUAACCUGGGUUAUUGUAAAUCUGUGCCGGAACAAGGAUCCUCCACCACCGGUCGACACCAUCUUGGAGAUUCUUCCGGCUUUGAACAUGUUGAUCCAUCAUACUGACAUUAACAUACUAGUAGACACCGUUUGGGCACUCAGUUAUCUCACCGAUGGAGGCAAUGAACAGAUUCAGCUGGUCAUCGACAGUGGAGUCGUACCGAAAUUGAUCCCGCUUCUAUCGCACGUUGAAGUCAAAGUUCAGACUGCGGCACUUCGUGCCGUUGGAAACAUUGUCACAGGUUCCGAUGAACAAACUCAGGUCGUGCUCAACUGUGACGCAUUGUCGCACUUCCCCGCACUGUUAAGCCAUGGAAAAGACAAGAUCCGCAAGGAAGCGGUUUGGUUUCUUUCAAAUAUAACUGCCGGAAACCAAAAACAGGUGCAAGCCGUUAUAGACGCCGGUUUGCUCCCAAACAUUAUCGAGAACCUCAACAAAGGUGAAUUCCAGACCCAGAAAGAGGCGGCCUGGGCGAUCAGCAACCUUACUAUCAGCGGCAAUCGGGAACAGGUUGGACAGCUCAUCAAGGACGGUGCCAUUCCGCCGUUCUGCAAUCUGCUCACCUGUAAGGAUACUCAAGUUAUCAACGUUAUCCUGGAUGGUAUCAACAAUAUGCUUAAAAUGGCCGGACCGCACACGGAAGAAAUUGCCAACAUGAUCGAGGAAUGUGAUGGCGUAUCCAAGAUUGAAAUUUUACAAAAUCAUGAGAAUAUUGAAAUUUACAAACUAGCGUACGAUAUUAUCGAGCAGUUCUUCUCUGAUGAGAAUGAAGACGCUGUGCUUGACGAGCUGAGACCGGCGGCGGACGAGAACGCGUUCCAGUUCAACCAAAAUCCCAACAUACCGCGGGAUGGAUUUAACUUUUAAUAGGGUGAUAAUUUGGGAUCCGACGGAUUACAAGACCAUUGAGUAAUAUUCAUUAUACCAGCAAAGCAAGGUAGGAAAAAAGUAUAAGACAGGAAAACGGCGCCAAUUGGAGGAAAAAAAAAAUACAAAAAUCACAACAUGAAAAAUAAUUUCUCACAAAAUUAAAACUUUGGUACACCAAAUGGACAACUUCGCUAUCGAUCAGUUAUCCCAGCUCUAGUUCUCGGUCACUGGUUAUCAAUUCUCUCACGUACGCAAACAUCAAAACCUAGUUAUCGGAUUCGGACACCGUUGCUUGUAGUAUAGUGCUAAGAAUCACUUUUCCGUAUGAACGGCUUUAGUUUCCGUUGUUCUGUAAAUCUUAAUAGGUUUCAGAGGUCUUCGAACAACUUGCAAGCCAAAACUCAAAACACGUGCGCAAAUGAGGGUAACAGAGCCGCGUGGUGGAAAUAGAACGCAAACAACAGGCUAGUUUUCUUAGGAUCUUCUUCAACUUUAGACUUACGACAAACCGAUAAAGAUGCAAGUUAAAGAUAAACUAUUUAUUAUAAAAUUCAGACGAAGUGGACAGAGAUGCGAUCAAAAACGGAAAGGACAGUUUAGUAGUUUAUCAUGCUGAAACACGAUGGUCAAACUGGAAAUUGCAGCAGGCAAAACAAAACACUAAGCUAAUAUGUAAAUCAGCAGAUUUGCCAUCAAUAGAGAUGAUGAGAUAGUUUUGUAGCCGAUCAUCAUCCAAACCACUUUUUACACUCACACAGACACAUUUGAGUCAGUCAGUCAUACCGGACAGUUUACAUAAUAUGUGAAUCAAAGCCCAUUCGAAGACGCUUAUACACUAACACUCACGAACAUAUACACUCACACAAUCAUUCAUAUAAACACACACACAUGCUAACGACAGUUGGUUAAAUUCUACAACAGAAUUACUGUAACUACAAAUGCAUAGUAACAAGAAUGUACUCGUUUAGUUCCUUCUCUUCUUCAAUUGAUCGAUACCCGAUCAAUUCCAGUGGAUCAGAAUACUACGGUUGAAACCUCACCAAGGGUUGAUUGAUCGAUCCACAUGAGCUCUUGUAAAAUUAUUAUAGAAUAAAUAAACAGGGCAAAAUUUGUGUCUCAGUUUAGAAGCAAUUGUUAGUGUUUAUUUUAUAUGUGAAAACACUAUUAGAGAAAUGAAAUAUUAUACUAUUUACCUACAAUAAGAAUUAUUUAACGUUAUAAAACCAAAUUCGCUGGAAGAAAAGGGACACUGCAGUGCAAGAUGCAAAACUCUGUCUCUAAAGUUUUUCGCGAAGAAGGGAAGGAAUCGAUUUCUUUUUCUAAACGUCAUGAUGCGAGAGAAUCAAACAAGGUAUUUUUCAAAGCUAGAUCUUCCUUACAAAAAAUUAUCGUGAUGCAAGGAUAAAAUUGAAUCCCUUUCGCGGAUGAGAGUUCCGGUGAAGGAAAAUCUACUCUUAAAGAUCCAGGAAUGGAGAAAUCAAGCAAAACACAAGAAUGUAGAAUGAGAACAAGUUCUAGAACCAUGAUUAGGGAGAAAAAGGCUUUUAAAAUUCCCAAUUACACUGGAGGUUUAUAUCUUUAGGAGAAAAGAACAUUUUUCCAUGUAAAAAGGAUUUUUUUUAUUAUAAAAAAUUUUAUUGAUCGAAUUAAAAAAAUGGACUGUAAUUAUUGUUUAUUUCUUUGUUAUUGGAGAAAUUCCUUCUCCGGUAAAAAACGUAAACCCACGGGAAAAUUAUACACGUGCAUAGUCGUUAAACACAAAGAUACUUCUCAUUUUCCGAGCCAUAGAAAGGCUUCUCCUUUGAUUUUAGUUUAAGUUUUAAUUGUAACAGAAACUGAAACAAAGAGAAAAACGAACAUAUACAGAAGACUCCUAUUUUUAGAGGAAACAAUAGUAAUUGUAAAGCUCACAACAAAGCAACAAUGUAAGUGAAACAGAUAAAAACACACAUUAAAAAACAAACGAGAAAAAAAUCUUGAAAAGUUCCCAAUCUAAUUGGGUGAUGAGCAGAUUUUGUGUAAUUAUUUUCACCACUAAUAUCCUACAUUACGAAAAGAAAAAUAAUAUGACAAUGUCGCCAAACAGCAACAGUCCAGUCUUGCGCGGGUAGCAAACGGAAAAUAAACGAAUUAAACUCACGCACACACGUUCUUGCGAUAAGGUUAGAUAAAGCAAAACAACCAACAAAAGUGAUUUAAAAAAAUUUGAAAACGAAAGGCGUGUGUGGCACGUGUUAGGGAUUUUAAAGAAAUUUGUUCUUUUUAUUAUAGGCAAUUGUCAAAUAUUGCUCUGAAUUAAAGAAAAGCUACAUAGUGCCACUUUUUUGGUGUGCCAGAAGCUUAAACUUAAAAGAUCCGGAAGAGGAAAAAUAUUCUCAAAAAUAGGAAAAAUAAAUUAACUGGCGGGAGCAGAUAGUCAUGAGUGAGGAGCAGAAAUAGCAACAGCAAAAAAUUAUAAAACAAAACCUCGAGCUAGAAAAUUUAAUUUUCGAUUGAUGGACUUGAUCAAACUAUAAAAGUUGUAAAGAAGAUGUGAGCUGUCGCUUUUUAGCAACGAGAUACACAGAAAAAAGUUGAGGAAUCUACAUUACCAUUUUUUACGUAUUUAAGUAAACACGAAGUCGGAACGAAAAAAAAAAUUAAUUAAACAACAAGGCAGAUGACGUUUUGAUGAACCCCGGUGGAAACUAAAAUUAAAUUCACUGCUGAGGAAAACUGAGGUAGAAAACGACACAAACAAGACAUCAACAUAAUACGAACACAAAUCAAAAAAACAAAAAAUGGAAGCCACACCACACCGCAAACAUUAUAUAUAACAGCAGACGGAUUAAGUGAACCACAACAGUAACAAAAUUAUUUUGUCCUUUCUGGAAAAAUAUAAAAAGAUACAAAAAGAUCAA
Messenger RNA from Uranotaenia lowii, 4897 nucleotides. RefSeq names its product importin subunit alpha-3 (gene Kap-alpha3). Gene Ontology annotation, biological process: NLS-bearing protein import into nucleus. Gene Ontology annotation, molecular function: protein binding; nuclear import signal receptor activity. NCBI's taxonomy places the organism in Eukaryota, Metazoa, Arthropoda, Insecta, Diptera, Culicidae. The transcript has 5 exons. Bases 435 to 1994 code for a protein of 519 amino acids. Gene Ontology annotation, cellular component: nucleus; cytoplasm; nucleoplasm. The record is from RefSeq and is a predicted model, not a curated record.